This is a messenger RNA of Tricharina praecox, 2065 nucleotides long. RefSeq lists its product as uncharacterized. The transcript has 4 exons. Gene Ontology annotation, molecular function: RNA binding. NCBI's taxonomy places the organism in Eukaryota, Fungi, Ascomycota, Pezizomycetes, Pezizales, Pyronemataceae. The record is from RefSeq and is a predicted model, not a curated record. The coding region runs from base 387 to 1898 and encodes 503 amino acids.
AAAAAGACAAAUGGGAGAAUCAAUCAAUAUAUGGAUUGGGAGUUACAUGGUGUUCCACAACCUCGUCAUCUGCAAAAAGAAGAGAAGCCUUUACUUGCUUGACCGGGCGACCGAUCGAACGCUGCGGCAAGUUUUUGUCUGCUCACGCAUCACCACAACCACCACCACAACCACCACCACCAUCAUGUCACAGUCACCGUCAGCGCCUGCGCGAACUAGUCUUCGCGAUCAUCAUUCUCCUCCUCUCGCUAUGUUAUUUGGCCCGGAUAUUGCUUUUUUCUUUUCUCUCUGUGUUUUACUUCGCUAUUUGCUGCUGCUACUGCUACUGCUUUAUAUGUUGCUCCAUUGGGACACUAGUUGACGCAAUAUGUGUCUGUAUUAGGAAAAUGUUCAUAGGUGGUUUGAAUUGGGAAACAACGGAUGAUUCUCUAAAGGAAUAUUUCAGCCAGUUCGGAGAGGUCACGGAAUGCACCGUCAUGCGUGACGGCCCGACGGGAAGGUCCCGUGGAUUCGGAUUCCUGACUUUCAAGGACCCCAAGACGGUCAAUAUUGUGAUGGUCAAAGAGCACUAUCUGGACGGAAAGAUCAUUGAUCCCAAGCGUGCGAUCCCGAGGGAUGAACAGGAGAAGACUUCGAAAAUCUUUGUCGGUGGUGUCAGCCAGGAGGCCACGGAGUCGGAUUUCAGGGAAUACUUUCUCCAGUUCGGCCGCGUCCUGGAUGCUACCCUCAUGAUGGAUAAGGAUACCGGACGGCCGAGAGGCUUCGGAUUCGUCACGUUCGAUAGCGAGUCUGCUGUCGAGAAUGCUUUGAACUGUCCUACGUUGGCGAUUAUGGGCAAGCAGAUCGAGGUUAAGAAGGCGCAGCCGAGGGGCAAUACGAGAGGCGGACACAUGGACGAGAGGGAUGACCGCGGUGGUGGUGGCGGAUUCCGUGAUCGUGGAAACCGGGAUCGUUUCGACAACCGCGACGGCGGCAGCAACGGGAACUACAUGAACGGCUCGCAAGGCAGCAACGGCCCACAAGGCGGACCUCAGCAGCAGCAGCAGAGCGCGGCAUACAACGGUAUGACCCCGCAGAUGAUGGCACAGUACUGGCAGCAAAUGCAGCGCUACAUGGCCGCAAUGAGCCAGAUGGGUCGUGGCGGUCCCAUGCCCGUCGUCAAUCCCGCCAUGAUGCAACAGGCAAUGCAGAACAUGCCGCAGCAGAUGGCCGGUAUGAAUCCCGCCAUGAUGCAGCAGAUGCAGAUGCAGCAGGCGGCGAUGAUGCGCCAGCAGCACCAGCAGUCCCCGCCCAUCCAGUCCCCGCCGCAACAGAUGCCCUUGCAGAUGGCUCAGCAGCAGCAGCCGUACGGAAAUCAGAACCAGGGAUACCCGCAACAGCAACAGCAACAGCAUCAGCACCAGCAGCAACAGGGCGGUCAGGGUGGCGGUGGAUAUGAUCCCUCCCAGCAGCAGCAGCAGGCAGGCUUCAACAACCCCAAUGCGCGCUUCCAGAACCACCCGUCCCAGCGCGACUACCAACCCCCCCAGAACCAUCCUUCGUCUUGGGAUGGGAUGUACGACGACAUUCCGCCACAACAGGUAGUCCAGCAGGUUCACCAGCAACAAGCUGCCCAAGCUGCCGCGGCAGCCCAGCAGUCUUCCCGUGGUGGAACCCCCAACAGCCAGCAAUUCGGCCGUUUCGAAGGGCCCCCUCCCAACGCACCGACGGGUCCUAGAAAUACCAAGCCAGGCAGCAACUACCGCGGUGGCCGCGGCGGUAGCAGCGGCGGCAGCAGCGCAGGCGGCGGCAGCGGCAGUGCCGUCGGUAGUGGUGGUGCUGGUAGGGGCGCGGGCUACAACUCCGGUGUCCGUGGAGGUUUCCACCCCUACGCUAGGAACCAGGAGAGGUUCACUUAGUACCAGGACCUGGACGGCAACGGCGAGAUGAUCGGCUCGUGGUAGUGGUAGUGGUAGAUGAGGGUGCCAAAAAAGCCUCUCUACCCUUUUCUUUUUCUUUCUUUUCUUGUGUGGUGAUUUGAUAAAUGCUUUGUGUUUUGUUUGUGUGAAUGUCCGUCGAGGUGGAG